Molecule: messenger RNA, 3826 nt
Organism: Biomphalaria glabrata
Lineage: Eukaryota; Metazoa; Mollusca; Gastropoda; Planorbidae
Product: sodium-dependent lysophosphatidylcholine symporter 1-B-like
Exons: 15
Coding region: 180-1766 (528 amino acids)
Biological process (GO): carbohydrate transport
Cellular component (GO): membrane
Molecular function (GO): symporter activity
Source: RefSeq, a predicted model, not a curated record
AAGGUCAAGGGGGGGAAAAAAAAGCUGUUAUUAUAGGAGCAAUUUAAGACUCAGGACAUAGCCUACUUUGACUUUGUCCAGGUUGCAUCAAGAUAUUAGCCUUAGCCUAAAUCACAACACAUGUGUAGUCAUCGAUUGGCUUCUCUGCUGAUAACUGCAAUGAAGAUCUAGCAGCUAUCAUGGCCAAUGCAUCAGUAACUGAACCACAAAAAAAUCAAAAGUAUGCUGUUAUUGAAAGAUCAGAUUCAGAAGCCAACCUCGUCGGUGACGUGUUGCCACUAUGGAGAAAAUUAUGUUUUGCAGUUGGUGGAGCUCCCUAUCAAGUCACUUCUACAGUUAUUGGGUUCUUCCUUAAUAUCUUCUUACUGGAAGUAGCGCUGAUGCAGCCUAGAUAUGUAUCCAUUAUUUUGUUUAGUGGGAAAGCUUGGGACGCUAUCACUGAUCCAAGCAUUGGUGUUUUGGUACAGAAGACUAACACACGAUGGGGGAAAAUGAGACCUUGGAUUUUAUUUUCUGCUCCACUGGCUUGCACUUGUUAUUUCCUUUUGUUUUAUAUUCCUUGGGAUAUUACUACAAAUGAUAAAGGAAGCAAUGUUGUUGAUGCAUCCGACUCAUCCAAACUUGGAUUUUACUUUGCUGCCUAUUGUUUGUUUCAAGGAUUUUUGACUUGUUUGCAUGUGCCUUACACAGCAAUGACAAUGUAUAUCACCACACAGCAGAAAGAAAGAGAUGCUAUUACAUUUAUUCGCAUGGCAUUUGAAGCUAGUGGAGUUUUAUUGGCUGUUGUGGUUCAAGGUUUAUUUGUUGGAGACACGAGGUGCAAGGGAGAUGAACAACAUACUAAUGGCACAAGUCUUGAAGUUCAGAAAGAGGCUUACUUCCAUAGUUCCAUGGUGGUUGUCUCCCUUUAUAUGCUGUGCUGUCUAACAGUGUUUUUUGGAACCAAGGAGAAAAAAGGUUUUAUUGAAGAAAACAAAGAACACACACUUGGGUUUUUCACUGGGAUGAAAACUGUGUUUACAUUUAAGCCAUAUCUAUGGGCCUCACUUACAUUUCUUUUCCUGACUAUUGCAAUACAGAUAGUUCAAGGGAACAUUGCUUUAUACUGUACUCAUGCUCUGAAGGAAGGGGAAGACUUUUCUAAAUUUGUUUUUGUUUUGUUGAUCAUUUCUAUAGUGUCAAUGCCCCUCUGGCAUUUUGUGAGUCAGAGAUUUGGCAAGAAAAAUGCUUAUGCCACAGGAAUGGUGUUAUUUAUUCCGCUUCUAUUUGCUCAACUGUACUUACCUUCUAAAUCAAAAAUAAUUUAUUACUUUGUCAAUGCCAUCGCAGGAUUGUGUAUUUCUGUCAGUUUUCUAUUGCCUUGGUCAGUAUUGCCAGAUGUCCUUGACCUGUACAUGCUUGAAAAGGGACUUCGUCAUGACGCACUUUUUUAUUCAUUCUAUGUUUUUUUUAAUAAACUGGCAUCAGGCGUGGCACUAGCUGUAUCUCAAUUGGCUCUUGAAUUUGGAGGUUACAUUUCUGGAGAGUGUCAACAGCCAGACUCAGUGGGUGACACAUUGCGUUAUCUAAUAGCCCCUGGUCCAGUGAUUCUCAUGUUGAUGGCCUUAUUUUGCCUGUACAUGUACCCCAUAGAUGAAAAGAAAAGGAUCUGGAUCAAAGAGCAAAUCACAAAUAAAACCAUUGAGGUGGAUAAUAAAAGUCUGAGAUCUGUGGAUGUAAGUCAAAGCUAUGAAAGUUUCAAGCCAGUGACAGAUACUUUUAUGUGAUGGUAGAGAUAACAUGUUUGCUUACAUUUCAUAGAAACAUAUUUAAGUUUGUUGUUUUGUUUGAAAUACAGAAGUAUUUUUAUACUCUUUACUGAGGCAGCUUUAUACUUAAGUAAUUCGGAUCAACACAUGUGUUAAUCUAUAACAUUCUUAGGUACCAGCAUGCACAAAUAUAGGGAAAAUCUGAAAAUUAAUGUAUUGUAUAAAGCUCUAUUAAAGCCUGCCAAAUGGCAGGCAAUUGUUAUUACCCAUGCUCUAAUGUUAAUCCUAUGUGCCUUAUAACAACAGUAUUACCUAAUCUACUAGUCGUGUUCAAAAACCUUUCCUUUGUAUUUUUCAUAAUGAUUGAGGAUCAUCAAAAUAUUUCAAUUUUUCUGUUCUCAAUUGUGGAUCCUUGAUGAAAUAAUGCACAGAAACUCAGGCAACACAGAAACACAAUUAACAAAGAAACAAAAUCACUUAAACACUCACUUAAACAUUAAGUAGCUAAACUCAGGACAAUAGACUUUCAGAAUGUAAAAGCCCCAUUAUUAUAGAAUUAAAUUUAAUGAAAUAAUAUUAUCUUAUCACUAAGCUUUCAUUUAUGAAACAGACUUCAACUUCUCUUCUUUUUGAUAAGAUCCAUGAGUCCAGACAAUCCCACCAGUCCAUAUAGUCAUCCAAAAAUUCACUUAGUUGUUUUAUUAGAAAGUACAAGCAAGUGUGACGUUAUCGUAAUAUUAAAAACUGUGCUUGCCUUCUUGCCCUGUGACAGUGUUAUUGGAAUAUUGAAUACAUAAAUGUAAAUGUUUUUUUUUUUAUUUUUCACUGAUUGAUUUAUUUUUGUUAUAAUGAUUGUUCAUUAAAUAUUCUCCCUUUGUUGCUGUUCUUAAAUUUUUUUCUCUUACGCUGUUGUUUUUAUUUUACUGCAAAAUGUGUAAAUUUUUUUUUUUUAAUUUUAUUUUGUCUGAAUAGUUUUAUCCUAUUCUCUUUUUUAUUUUUAUUUCUAAACAUUUAAAUAAUAUAUAGCAUUUAACAUGUCUACAUUUUGUACCCAAUUUUUUAUAAAAUAUUUUGUCAGCUGUGCAAUAAUCUAACAAGUCUCAUGAACUUGAAGAACUAGCAUUUUUUUUUUUAUAUUUGAUUUUUUUUACUUUGAAUUAAUUAAAGAUAUGUUUGAGAUUUACUUUUUUAAUUAUAUUUGUUAAAUUUCAAUUGUUUGAUCCACUUAAUUUUUAAUUUAAUAUUGAUAUUUGAAUAAUAAAUUAAUUAGAUGAUUUCAUUUUUCUUUUUUUUACUCUUUGAUUUGUUAUAAAAAUAAAAUUAUCUAAUGUUUUGUUUUUGUUGUUUUGUAUAUUUGAGAUUAACUGUUUAGAUCAUUUCUAUAUUUAUGAGAUUAACUGUUUAGAUCAUUUCUAUAUUUAUGAGAUAAACUGGCUCUCUACCUUUUUAGAUUGGUAACCCUAUAUAUUAUUCACGACCAUCUGGCAACCCCUAACUGUAAAAAUAAUAUUCUACUGUCAUCUAAAGUAACUGCGCUAUUAAUAAUGUUAUAAAAAUCAAGAUCAUAAUGUAGAUAUCUGAUAAGCAUUUCCCAAACUGAAAUUAUAUUUUGUUUAAAAUACAUUUCUGCUUAUAAUUAAAAAGUUGUAAAAAAAUGAAAUUUAAUAUUUUUGAUAUCAUUUAUUUAUUUUCUAUUUGCACUUUCCCCAUAUUCUGUUAUAUACUUAUGUGACUAUUUAAAAAGCAACUUAUAUAUUCCAAAAAUAGCCAAAUGUGAAAAUUUCAAGUUUAACAUUUUUAAAAAAUCCAAAAUUCUGUUGCAAAAUUGCCAUUUGACCCCAAAAUGGGUCACGAUUCACAGGUUGAGAACCCCUGGUUUAGAUAAUUUCUUUAUUAAUGAGAUAAAAAGUUUAGAUUUUUUCUUUAUUUAUGAGAUCAUCUGUUUAGAUAAUUUCUUUAUUUAUGAGAUAAACUCUUUCCCUCAUGCUUUUUUGUCUUUAAUUUUUAAAAUUAUUCUCUGUAUUUUUUAUUUUUUUUUAUGUAAAACUUGUUAAUAAAAAUUUUGUUUGGUUUGGCUA